Molecule: messenger RNA, 1083 nt
Organism: Otolemur garnettii (small-eared galago)
Lineage: Eukaryota; Metazoa; Chordata; Mammalia; Primates; Galagidae
Gene: GPR20
Product: G protein-coupled receptor 20
Exons: 1
Coding region: 1-1083 (360 amino acids)
Biological process (GO): positive regulation of Rho protein signal transduction; phospholipase C-activating G protein-coupled receptor signaling pathway
Cellular component (GO): membrane
Molecular function (GO): G protein-coupled receptor activity
Source: RefSeq, a predicted model, not a curated record
AUGCCUUCCUCAUCUCCAGCAGAGCCCUCGGCCAUGGCAGCCCCCAAUGCCACAGCAGCCGUGGCGGUAUGGACCAACACGAGCAUGCCCGAGGUGCCCCUGUUCCACCUGUUUGCCCUGCUGGACGAGGAGUUGCACACUGCCUUCCCAGGCCUGUGGCUGGGGCUGAUGGCAGUGCAUGGCACCAUCUUCCUGGCAGGGCUGGUGCUCAAUGGGCUGGCACUGUACGUUUUCUGCUGCCGCACCAGGGCUAAGACGCCGUCCAUCAUCUACACUAUCAACCUGGUGGUGACCGACCUGCUGGUGGGCCUGUCCCUGCCCACACGCUUUGCCGUCUUCUAUGGUGCACAGGGCUGCCUGCGCUGUGCCUUCCCGCACGUCCUCGGCUACUUUCUCAACAUGCACUGCUCCAUCCUCUUCCUCACCUGCAUCUGUGUGGACCGCUACCUGGCCAUCGUGCAGCCUGAGGGUUCUCGUCGCUGGCGCCAGCCUGCCUGUGCCAGGGCCGUGUGCGCCUUCGUGUGGCUGGCUGCGGGUGCCGUGACCCUGUCUGUGCUGGGCGUGACCGCCAGUGGCCGGCCCUGCUGCCGCGUGUUUGCGCUAACCGUCCUGGAGUUCCUGUUACCGCUGCUGGUCAUCAGCGUGUUCACAGGCCGCAUCAUGUGUGCGCUGUCGCGGCCUGGCCUGCUGCGCCAGGGCCGCCAGCGCCGGGUGCGUGCCAUGCAGCUGCUGCUCACGGUGCUCGUCAUCUUCCUAGUCUGCUUCACGCCCUUCCAUGCCCGCCAGGUGGCUGUGGCCCUGUGGCCUGACAUGCCACAUCACGCAAGCCUCGUGGUCUACCAUGUGGCUGUGACCCUCAGCAGCCUCAACAGUUGCAUGGACCCCAUUGUCUACUGCUUUGUCACCAGCGGCUUCCAGGCCACCGUACGUGGCCUCUUCCACCAGCAUGGAGCUGAGAAUGUGCCCAGCUGUGGCGACGUGGUUAGCAUGCACAAGAGCUCCAAAGGCUCCGGCCAUCAUCACGUCCUCAGUGCCGGCCCUCAUACCCUCACCCAGGCUCUGGCCAAUGGGCCUGAGGCUUAG